Molecule: messenger RNA, 1554 nt
Organism: Zygotorulaspora mrakii
Lineage: Eukaryota; Fungi; Ascomycota; Saccharomycetes; Saccharomycetales; Saccharomycetaceae
Gene: NOP56
Product: snoRNP complex protein NOP56
Exons: 1
Coding region: 1-1554 (517 amino acids)
Cellular component (GO): small-subunit processome; box C/D methylation guide snoRNP complex
Molecular function (GO): snoRNA binding
Source: RefSeq, a predicted model, not a curated record
AUGGCACCUAUUGAAUAUAUACUGUUUGAAGAGCCCACUGGGUAUGCUAUCUUCAAGGUGAAGUUGCAGCAAGACAACAUCGGCUCUAGAUUGCAAGAAGUGCAGGAGCAGAUCAAUGAUUUUGGCUCUUUUACCAAGUUGGUAGAACUAGUCUCUUUUGUGCCUUUCAAAGGAGCUGCAGAAGCUCUUGAAAAUGCGAAUGACAUAUCUGAAGGAUUGGUUUCGGAGAGUUUGAAAGCGGUUUUGGAUUUGAAUUUACCAAAGGGCUCAAAGAAGGAGAAUAUCACGCUAGCUAUCUCUGAUAGAAAUUUGGGACCUUCUAUCAAGGAAGAAUUCCCGUACGUGGACUCUGUUUCUAACGAGUUGGCUCAAGACUUGAUCCGUGGUGUUAGAUUACACGGUGAAAAACUGUUCAAGGGUCUUGAAUCUGGUGAUUUGGAGAGAGCCCAAUUGGGUUUGGGUCAUGCUUAUUCUAGGGCCAAGGUUAAGUUCUCAGUUCAAAAGAACGAUAACCAUAUCAUUCAAGCAAUUGCCUUAUUAGAUCAAUUGGAUAAGGACAUCAACACCUUUGCCAUGAGGGUCAAAGAGUGGUACGGCUGGCAUUUUCCAGAGUUGGCUAAACUUGUGCCUGAUAACUACAAGUUUGGUCAACUUGUAUUGUUUAUCAAAGAUAAGGCUUCUUUGAACGAAGAUUGCUUACACGAUUUGGCUGCUAUACUAAACGACGAUGCCGCAAUUGCCGAAAGAGUCAUUGAUAAUGCUCGUAUUUCGAUGGGUCAAGAUCUUUCGGAGACCGAUAUGGAAAAUGUCUGUCCUUUUGCUCAAAGAGUCGUUUCUUUGGCAGAAUACAGAAAGCAAUUGUUUGAUUAUCUAUGUGAAAAGAUGCACACCGUUGCUCCAAAUUUGUCUGAACUGAUCGGUGAAGUUAUUGGUGCUAGGUUAAUUUCUCACGCUGGUUCUUUAACUAACUUAUCUAAACAAGCAGCAUCAACAGUUCAAAUUUUGGGUGCCGAAAAAGCUUUAUUCAGAGCUUUGAAAACAAAAGGUAAUACUCCAAAAUAUGGUUUAAUCUAUCAUAGUGGAUUUAUUGCUAAGGCCUCAGCAAAGAAUAAAGGUAGAAUUUCAAGAUAUCUUGCAAAUAAAUGUUCUAUGGCUUCAAGAAUCGACAAUUAUUCUGAUGAACCAACGAAUGUUUUCGGUUCAGUAUUAAGAAAACAAGUCGAGCAAAGAUUAGAAUUUUACAGCACCGGUACACCAACUUUGAAGAAUGAGUUAGCUAUUAAAGAAGCAAUGGAUCUAUACAAUGAAGGAAAACCUGCAAGUGAAGAGGAGGAAAAAGUUCAAAGUGAUGAAAAGAAAUCCAGGAAGAGAAAGCUAGAAGAGUCAAACGAAUCUGAAGGUGAAGAAGAGGAAGAACAAGAGGAAAAGAAAGAAAAGAAGAAGGUAAAGAAAGAGAAGAAAGAAAAGAAGGAGAAGAAGGAAAAGAAAGAGAAGAAGGAGAAGAAAGACAAGAAGGAGAAGAAAGAGAAGAAGGAAAAGAAGAAGAAGAACUAG